Molecule: messenger RNA, 987 nt
Organism: Ilex paraguariensis (yerba mate)
Lineage: Eukaryota; Viridiplantae; Streptophyta; Magnoliopsida; Aquifoliales; Aquifoliaceae
Source: the annotation of a GenBank genome assembly
AUGGGGAGGGGAAGGAAGUUUUACAGGGAAGUGCUGCCAUUUGCAGCGGUGAUUAUAUCACAGUGCUCCCACGUAGGCUUGGGCACAGCAUUCAAAGCAGCAGCAUUGCAAGGAAUGAGCUAUCGCGUCUUCAUCGUCUACUCUAAUGCUCUAGCUGGUCUGGUUCUCCUUCCAUUCGCCCUCAUCUUCGACAGGUUUUUAGGUCAGACGUUGGGGUAUAUGGGUUUAGAUUACAGCUCUCCGAUUCUUGCCUCAAUCAUCAGCAGUCUCACACCAGCGUUUACCUUUGCAUUUGCAAUUAUUUUCAGAAUGGAAAAAGUCGUAUUAAGAAGCUUUAGCAGUCAGGUGAAAAUUGCGGGUAGCAUCGUAUCCAUCUCAGGGGCAAUUGUGGUGGUUCUGUACAAGGGCCCAACUAUAAUAAAGACCUCAUCACCAUCCAAAUUGUUUUAUCAACCGGGAUCAUCUCAAUCAGAUUGGAUUAUUGGUGGUAUUCUUUUUGCUGUUGCGGAUCUGGUAAUAUCUAUUUGGUAUAUUGCACAGGCUCAAACAGUGAAAAAGUAUCCGGCGGAGCAACUUAUAACGUCUAUGUACAACUUAGUCGUGGCCACCAUAGCUCUACCAGUGGCUUAUAUUUUGGAACCAAACGGUAGUACAUGGGAAAUAAGUACAAGAAUGAUGAUGAUAGCCAUUUUAAUUGCAGGACUAUUUACAGCAUCCUUUGGUACAGCCAUGCUCACAUGGAGCCUACGCAUGAAGGGGCCCGUCUAUGUAGCACUCUUCACGCCACUGUCAAUUGUCACUACUGUAAUUAUGAGUGUGAUUUUUCUAGGUGAUUCUCUCUAUCUCGGGAGUGUUGUUGGUGCGAUAAUAGUAUCCUUUGGAUUUUAUGUGAGCUUGUGGGGAAAAGCGAAAGAAGAAACGGCGGACUUGGGAGAUAGUAGUAGCUUGGAAUCACAAUCCCCAGAAAAUGUUCCUAUAUUGCAGUGA